AUGGGAUUGUGUCAUAGUGAGGAGGACAAGAGUGGCUUAGAUAAGAGCAAAGCAAUCGAUAAACAAAUCAAGCAGGGAGCUGCCGAGGAUGAGCGAACCGUGAAAUUGCUCCUUUUAGGAGCUGGAGAAUGUGGCAAAAGUACGGUGCUGAAGCAGAUGCGAAUACUUCACAAUAACGGGUUUACCGACGAUGAAAUCUUACAGCAAAAACGGGUCGUCUACAAUAAUACGGUAACAGCGAUGCAUCAACUCAUCAAAGCCAUGCAACAAUACCAGAUUAAGUAUUCAUCUCCUGAACGAGAG
Messenger RNA from Cooperia oncophora, 303 nucleotides. The record is from the annotation of a GenBank genome assembly. NCBI's taxonomy places the organism in Eukaryota, Metazoa, Nematoda, Chromadorea, Rhabditida, Trichostrongylidae.